AUGACAAGCGUCGCUUCGGAGCCACUUUCAAGCCAGAAACGAUGGAUUGUGAUUUAUCCGGCCUACAUCGAUAAGAAAAAGACCGCAAAGCAGGGACGCAAGAUUUCACAGAUUUUAGCCGUCGAAAAUCCGACUUCAGUGGAAAUUCACGAUGUGCUCGCCGCCGUCGGCUUUAAUCCGCUUUUGGAGCGAACAAAGUGCUAUCCACGUGACGGAGAGCGGGAUUUUGAAGUUCAGGGCCGUGUACGGGUUCAAUUGAAGAAUGACGAUGGAACUGCCAAGCAUGAGCAGAAAACUAGAGACGAAAUCUUCAAAAUGGUGGCUGAAAUGAUUCCAAAGCUGAAAACUCGUCAACCAGGCUACACAGCUCCAUCUGUCGCCUCAAGCUCCGCCGCCGCCGCUGGAAAGAAGAACAAGAAGAAGAAGUAGAGAUGGCUAAAUUAUUUGUUUUUUUUUUUUUUGAAAUUUUAAAUUAUUUUCCGUAAUAUGUAAAGUUUUUCUAUU
This is a messenger RNA of Caenorhabditis elegans, 504 nucleotides long. RefSeq names its product putative signal recognition particle 19 kDa protein (gene F37F2.2). Lineage: Eukaryota; Metazoa; Nematoda; Chromadorea; Rhabditida; Rhabditidae. Gene Ontology annotation, cellular component: signal recognition particle; cytoplasm; nucleolus. Gene Ontology annotation, molecular function: 7S RNA binding. Gene Ontology annotation, biological process: SRP-dependent cotranslational protein targeting to membrane. The record is from RefSeq and is marked reviewed. The transcript has 3 exons. Bases 1 to 429 code for a protein of 142 amino acids.